ACGAGAACAACUUGAACAAUGGCAAGCAAUCUCAAAGUAAUUAUAUACCUUUCCUUCUUCGCACUCAUCCCCUCAGGGAUAUGCUCAUAUUUUGUCAACUUUGACGCUUCCAACGAUACCUUGAACGAUCCUUCUAAAAUUGGCCAACUGAACCUCGAGGCUGCGAGAGGCGACAAAGUUUCUAGCAACCAGCCGGAUCUAUACAUCAAGCUUGGCAAGGAUGACAAUGGAACCGCCGCUUUACAUUGCCAUCGUAUCAAAGGUGAUAUCCGGUCCGAGUACCAUGCCUUGGCUGGGAAGACCGAAAAGGAUACCACGUAUUACAUUGGAUAUCAGUUCUCUUUGGCGGAGAUCGAGCAGAGCCUUAUGAUUUGGCAAUUCAAGGAAUUCGAAGCGAAUUCGCAUGGCGGUGCUAAUAUCCCAUUAUCCAUGGAGAUUGUGAACGGAAAACUUGAAUUUCAAUAUCAGUCUUCUGGCAACUCACAUCGAGAAAGUCAGUGGUCGACCGAGGUUACCGCGGAUACUGUAUACUCUGCUGGAAUUGUUAUCAACACGUCGACACCAGGAUGGGUGCAGUUCUACUGGAAUGGAGACCUCCAGAAAUUCUCCAGCACAGGAGGCCAUAAUCUGACUGCAACUACGUUCCCGGGCAGGGCAGAUCCUAAAUUCGGUGCAUAUCGCGGCGAGGCCGUGGGUAUUGAUACGUAUAUCUACAAAAUUCAGAUUGGGACGGAGCAGAGUGAUAUUGCAAGUGCAGCAGAUCUCAAGAAGUAG
This is a messenger RNA of Talaromyces proteolyticus, 774 nucleotides long. RefSeq lists its product as uncharacterized. The record is from RefSeq and is a predicted model, not a curated record. The coding region runs from base 19 to 774 and encodes 251 amino acids. NCBI's taxonomy places the organism in Eukaryota, Fungi, Ascomycota, Eurotiomycetes, Eurotiales, Trichocomaceae. The transcript has 2 exons.